AUGCCAUCUAGAGUUGAGACCAAGGCCAAGCAAACCAGAUUAAAUUCAGCCGUAAGCGCAGUUAAGCAAAAAGACACGAACAAGCCAUCAGUGAAAAAUGCAAAGCCGGCAAACAAGAAAGUCGUCAAGCCCUCCGUGAAACCCAAAUCACCGCUUCCAACCUACAAAGACAUGAUAAUCGAGGGUAUUGCUACGCUUGGCGAGCGCAACGGCUCAAGUCGUCAAGCCUUGAAGAAGUAUAUUUCAGCCAAAUAUCCAGUAGGAGAAGGUUUUGAAAAUAGAUUUAAUCUCGCCAUCAGGCGUGGUAUUGAUUCUGGAGACUUCUCUCAACCCAAAGGCUCGUCAGGCCCCCUAAAAGCAGUAAAGAAGGGACCUGCUAAAUCAGAACACGUUAUUACUCCAAAGCCAGAGGUCAAGGAUGAGAUCCCAAAACGCAGAAGAAGCGCUACCAAAGUGAAGGAUAAUGUAACUGGCGUGAGUCCCUCAAAAGAGAAAAGGAGAGGUUCUGCCACGACAGUUCCAAAGGCAAAACCCCAGGUUAGCAAAAACACCAAAAAAGCUGUUUCAACAAAAACGCCUAUCGCGAAGCCUGCUAAGACAGCGGCCAGUCGAAUCAAAGCUGCUUAA
This is a messenger RNA of Lachancea thermotolerans CBS 6340, 627 nucleotides long. It is a transcript of the gene HHO1, whose product is annotated as histone H1. NCBI's taxonomy places the organism in Eukaryota, Fungi, Ascomycota, Saccharomycetes, Saccharomycetales, Saccharomycetaceae. The record is from RefSeq and is a predicted model, not a curated record. Gene Ontology annotation, biological process: chromosome condensation; negative regulation of DNA recombination; nucleosome assembly. The coding region runs from base 1 to 627 and encodes 208 amino acids. Gene Ontology annotation, molecular function: structural constituent of chromatin; nucleosomal DNA binding; double-stranded DNA binding. Gene Ontology annotation, cellular component: nucleosome; nucleus. The transcript is spliced from 2 exons.